AUGGCUCCUAUGGCAGACCUCAUAAAGAGAAACAAGAAACUUGAUAUAGACCCCAACCCCAAGAAAGUGGAAGGCACCACUUCUUCCACUGAACCGCCUUCUCCUGCAAAGGACAUUGCUGCUGAAAGAGCCAACACCAAAUGGGGCUUGAAAGAGAUGCAUGAGUUUUUAGAAGGUGGCGAGGCCAAGUCGACUGAAAUCUUGAGACUUUACCAAAGCAUUGAAAGAGACCCAACCUUGCAAACCAGACCCGAGCAUUUUGACUUGACUCAAAAGGAAGAAAGACAAUUGGUAGCCGAGAGAAUCAAUCAAAUGACCAAAUACAUUGAAAUUGAGUCCUAUGCUAAGUUCAGAAGAAGGUUGCAGUUGAUGACCGUGAUUGACCCUUCGAUGGGUAUUAGGAUCUUGGUCAAUUUGGGCCUAUUUGUCAACUGCAUCAAGGGUAACGGUACCCAAAAGCAAUAUGAUUUCUGGGCAAAGAAGAAAGAAGCUGGCCAUUUAAAGCAGUUGUAUGGUUGUUUUGGGAUGACCGAGUUGGGCCACGGCUCAAAUGUCGCUGGUUGUGAAACCACUGCCAUUUUUGACGAGGCCACCGACGAGUUUAUCAUUGACACUCCUCAUAUCGGGGCUACUAAAUGGUGGAUUGGAGGUGCUGCCCACUCGGCUACCCACACCGUUUGUUACGCAAGAUUAAUCGUUAAGGAUAUCGAUUAUGGUGUCAAGACCUUUGUGGUUCCAUUGAGAGACUCUCAGCACAACUUGUUGCCAGGUAUCGCCGUUGGUGACAUUGGUGCCAAGAUGGGAAGACAAGGUGUUGAUAACGGCUGGAUCCAAUUCACCGAAGUGCGUAUUCCAAGAUUCUUUAUGUUGCAGAGAUGGUGUAAAGUUAGUCGUCAAGGAAAUGUUACUCUCCCACCAUUGGAGCAAUUGAGCUACAUUUCUCUUUUGGAAGGUAGAGUUGGUAUGGCUGCUGACUCGUACAGAAUUGGUGCUAGAUACACCACUAUUGCGUUGAGAUAUGCAGUUGGCAGAAGACAAUUCAACAGAGAUGGUGGAGAAGAGGAAACUCAAUUGGUCAAUUACCCAUUACAUCAAAGAAGAUUGUUCCCUUACUUGGCAUUGACCUAUGCUGCUGCUGUUGGUACAGACAGAUUGGAAGUUGAGCACAACCAGUUGUUGGCCAAUUUGGACAAGGGCUUGGCAACCAACGAUAAAUUAUUGUUGAAAAACACCAUCAACGCCACCAAGUCGAUGUUUGUUGACUCUGGCUCACUAAAGUCAACUUUAACUUGGGACGCCUCCGACUUGAUUGCCGAGUGUAGACAAGCAUGUGGAGGUCACGGUUAUUCAUCAUACAAUUCCUUUGGUAAAACCUGGAGUGACUGGUCAGUGCAAACCACUUGGGAAGGUGACAAUAACGUUUUGGCCAUGUCUGCCGGUAAAACAAUCAUCAAGACUGUUCAACAAGUUUUGAAUGGCAGAAAGUUGAAGGACUCGAGCUUGGAGUUUCUCAACGACGCGCCUACUUUGGCCAAGGCCAAGAAGGCAGUUAUCAGGAUCAGGGAACACGUUGACGAUCCAGACCGUGUUUUGAAGGCCGUUUCUGCCUUGAUUGCAAAGUUUGCCGUUGACUUGAUUCCAGUCUCACACACCUCGAUGGAUUCCAUUGGUCCUCAAAGAGUCAUCUUGUCCAAGUUGAGAUGCCACCACUACUUGUUGGAGACGUUUAUUCAAAGAUUGAAUGACCAGGUCAAGGCCAAAUCUCCAAUCAGAGAACCCUUGGAGAAGUUGCUUAGAUUGUACUAUGUCUCCAACAUCUUGAGUCCAUUCAUUGGCGAGUUUUUGAGGUUCGGCGUUGUUUCUCCAAAGACUGCCAUCUACAUCAACGCCACCUACCCACAACAAUUGUGCACCGAGGUGAGACCAUUUGUUAUUGGAUUAACCGACUCUUUUGAACAACCAGACAAUUUCAUCCACUCGUUGAUUGGUAAGUACAAUGGUGACAUCUACAACAACUACUUGUCCGCAGUUAAAACCAUCAACAACCCACUCAAGACCAAAGCACCGUACUCUGAAACUUUCGAGGCCAUGUUGAACAGGCCUUCAUUGGAGGAGAGACAGAGAUUUGAGAGAUCCAAGGAAGUGGAGGAGAUUUUGUCUAAAUAA
Messenger RNA from Lodderomyces beijingensis, 2166 nucleotides. Lineage: Eukaryota; Fungi; Ascomycota; Pichiomycetes; Serinales; Debaryomycetaceae. The record is from the annotation of a GenBank genome assembly.